Molecule: messenger RNA, 1164 nt
Organism: Coffea eugenioides
Lineage: Eukaryota; Viridiplantae; Streptophyta; Magnoliopsida; Gentianales; Rubiaceae
Product: B-box zinc finger protein 19-like
Exons: 6
Coding region: 246-713 (155 amino acids)
Biological process (GO): photomorphogenesis; regulation of DNA-templated transcription
Cellular component (GO): nucleus
Molecular function (GO): zinc ion binding
Source: RefSeq, a predicted model, not a curated record
ACGCGAUCACCAUGGAUAUGUUAGUGUAAUAGUACUUCAAAACUCAGCUUGAUAUUGGGCUCCAUAAGAAGGGUUGGUGGGAUUCUUGUGUUUCUUGUCUCAAUCAGUCUUUAAGCCCCCCAGGAGACUAUAUAUAUACAUAUUUGGUUUCCUUCUUGAUUCAGGAGUUUUUUGUUUUUAAAAUUUUUUUGGUUUAAAUGUGUGGGACUAGCAUAACUAAUAUUGUGGUAUCGAAGAGAUGAAGUAUGCGGACGCUGUGUGACGUGUGUGAGAGUGCUGCGGCCAUCCUUUUCUGUGCCGCCGAUGAGGCUGCUCUUUGCCGCUCCUGCGAUGAUAAGGUUCACAUGUGUAAUAAACUUGCUAGUAGGCACGUGAGAGUUGGGCUUGCUAAUCCUAGUGAUGUUCCUCAGUGUGACAUAUGUGAGAAUGCACCUGCAUUCUUUUACUGUGAGGUAGAUGGAAGUUCUCUCUGUUUGCAAUGUGAUAUGAUUGUUCAUGUUGGAGGUAAAAGAACACAUGCAAGAUAUCUCCUUUUGAGGCAGAGAGUUGAGUUUCCUGGAGAUAAGCCUGCCCGUUUAGAGGAGCCAGCUACGCAAACCCUAGAUCAAGAUGGCAGUACUGAUGGGCAUGCCCAGGUGGAAACUCAAAUGAUAGAUUUGAAUAUGAAGCCAAAUCGCCUACAUGGUCAAGCUUCAAAUAAUCAGGAAUUGUAGCUGUGGAAGAUCGUUUUUCUGCUGAGGAUGGGCUAAAGCAACUCAAGACCAUAUAAGCACAACGUCCAAGCUUAUUUCUACUGUUUUGCGUGCUUCUUACUUUUGUUUUUGUUUUCUUUUAAUUUCCUCCCUUGAUGACAUUCCUGGCUCUACUUUUGUCGAGAUCUGACUAUGUCCUUAGAAUCUUGAAAAAGAUUUGCGAAUGCCACUAAGGAAGUAGAUUAUAUCAGACUACAUAAUGGGUAGAUUAGUGAUUUUGUUAAAGAAGACAUGGCUUAUCAUCAAGUGUAAUUUGACAUUUGUAUCUUGUUUGCGGUUAUAGAUAUAUGUUAGAGAGACAAAAGCACGAGAUACUUGUCUCAAGUUGCCUGCUGCUUUAGUGUAUUUUAGGGAAAUAAUCUCUUUGGGCAGUCUUUUAAGUUUAUACUAUUGGCUCUGGCCUUUCAGCCAA